This is a messenger RNA of Brassica napus (rape), 1752 nucleotides long. RefSeq lists its product as uncharacterized. The record is from RefSeq and is a predicted model, not a curated record. The transcript is spliced from 2 exons. Gene Ontology annotation, molecular function: RNA-DNA hybrid ribonuclease activity; nucleic acid binding. Lineage: Eukaryota; Viridiplantae; Streptophyta; Magnoliopsida; Brassicales; Brassicaceae. Bases 1 to 1752 code for a protein of 583 amino acids.
AUGGAGAAACUCGCACUAGCGGUAGUAACUGCCACCAGAAAACUGAGACCCUAUUUCCAGUAUUAUUCGAUCAUAGUCAUGACGUCACAACCCUUUCGGACAAUACUCCAUAGUCCGAGCCAAUCUGGCAGGCUCACAAAAUGGGCAAUCGAGCUCAGCGAAUAUAACAUAGAAUAUAAACCACGAACGAGCUCGAAAGCACAAGUACUAGCAGAUUUCGUCAUCGAACUCGUCCCAAAGGAGGAUAGCUCGAGCUCGAAUACUAAAUGGAUAUUACAUGUCGACGGGGCAUCAUCGAAACAAGGAUCCGGAAUCGGAAUACAGCUCGAAUCCCCGACGGGAGAAAUGAUCGAACAAUCAUUUCGCCCAGGGUUCAGCGCGUCGAACAACAAAGCCGAAUACGAAUCCCUGAUCGUGGGACUACGGCUCGCAAGAAGCGUCAGUGCCCGAGAAAUCAGUGCCUUCAAUGACUCGCGAUUAGUCACAAGCCAAUUCCACGGAGAAUACGAAGCAAAAAACGAAAGAAUGGAAGCAUACCUUUCAGUCCUGCAAGAAAUCGCUCAGCAAUUCGACAAGUUCGAACUAACAAAAAUCCCAAGGGGAGAUAAUACAUCAGCGGAUGUGCUGGCUGCACUGGCUUCAACUUCCAAUCCAGCUGUGAAAAGAAUAAUACCAGUAGAAGGGAUAGAUAAACCAAGCAUAAAUCUCCCACGUAAGGAAAUCGAUCUUCUGGAAAACAAUCCCCCGCGCAUUGAUGCAAUCACUACUCGAAGUGGGGCACGAAGAGAAAGCCAGGGUCUCGAUAAUGAAAACAACGACGAGCCCGACAGUCAAUCGGCCCCGAGCACAUCGCGCGUCAGGACUAGAAGAACAGCGACCACCGCAGCUAUCCCUGAAGAGGCCGUCCAUGAUACCUGCAACGAGGCACACGAGGCCUUCAAGAAGGAGCUAGAAGCCAGGCCAGAUUGGAGAGUCCCGAUAUUUAAAUAUAUAAAGGACGACGAGCUCCCCACCGAGAGAUGGGAAGCUCGAAAAAUAAAAGCCCGAAGUUCGCGUUAUUGUAUCAUGGAGGAAAGACUGUACAAAAUAAGUCAAGACGAGCCCUAUCUAUUAGGUGUAUCCCCUAAGGACGCGUUCACAAUCCUGAAACAAACUCAUGGGGGAGUGUGCGGAAGCCACUCCGGGGGACGAUCCCUAGCAAUCAGGAUAAAGAAACUAGGCUACUUCUGGCCAACAAUCACCGAUGACAGCGAGCAAUUCGCGUUGAAAUGCGACAAAUGCCAAAGGCACGCGCCGAUGAUACAUCAGCUGACUCAAAAACUGUCUACGAUAUCCUCACCAUACCCUUUCAUGAAAUGGUCUAUGGAUGUGAUUAAGGCCGCAAGCCCCCGAUACCCAAAAUGCAACGUUCAUGCCGAAGCCGAAAAUAAGACUAUAAUGAACAACCUCAAGAAAAGGCUCGACCUCAAGAAGGAGAGGUGGGGAGAAGAGCUGCAUGGUGUCUUAUGGGCCUACAGAACAACCCCCCACACCGCAACCGGUGAAACUCCGUUUUCACUAUCUUAUGGAAUCGAGGCCGUAAUCCCAGCCGAAAUUGAGGUCCCGAGUCAGCGACGAGGAAUAUGUCCAGAAGACGCCGAACUCAAUGAAGGGUUGUUAAUCCAUCAACUGGAUAUGAUCGAGGAACGACGCGAAAAAGCAGCAAUAUGCGUACAAAAUUACCAACAAGCCGCGGCACGUUAUUAUGAUUAA